GAUUUGCUUUUCCCUUUAUUUAAAGGGGGGCCUCUUGUUGGAUAGGGAUAAAUUACAUAGAAAUGCAUGUUGACAUGCUGGGUGCUUAAACUCACACAGUCCCCACGCUCAUAGCAGGCCAUAGCCUAAUCAUCAGGGCCAAGGGCAAAUUGCAAAAUAAAAAGUUUGCCUUUAUUCCCUCCACAUCCAAACUUUGGAGGUCAAGAGGCUGUUGACAGAUCUGAAGUCCAGGGUUUCCUCCUGAAGCCCCACGCUCUUGGUUCACUGUCUGACCUUUGGAAGGGUGAGGGAGCCCUGCCCAGAAGCAGGUGGGCAGCAGUGGUCCACCUGUGGACACCUCUUGCCUGCAGCCCUGGCUCUGUCACUGGGUACUGCCUCUCCCACCCUUAGGCGAGAGGAAAGAGAUGGGCAGGAUGAAGGUGUUCGCUCUCAUCUGGCAGGAAAGGGGGUCCAGAACCUCGACUUCCCAGAGGUUAGACGCGCAAGUGCCCUCAGAGCUGCUCUUCAGUGCUGAAGCCACUGCCUACGUGGGCCUGCUGAGCUCUUUGCAUGGGGCUGGUUGGAACUGAGAUGUGCUAGAAGUUUAAAUAUGGAGUGACUUUACAAGAUUUAGUACCCCAAAUUUAAGAAGCAUUUUCUGAUGGUCUUCAUUAAUAAUUUCAUAUUGCUCACAUAUAUAAGUGAUAAUAUUUUGGAUACAUCAGGUUAAGGUAUUACCAUGAAUUUCACCUGUUUUCCUUUCAUGAUGCCACUAGACUACUGUAAAUGACACAUGCGGCUCACAUUUUAUUCCUAUCGGACAUUUCUGACUUAGAGGACUCCGUCUCUUUUCAAAUCUCAUGCUGCCUCCUCAAGGGACCAGAGGCCAUAAAGGUUAUGAAAUCUGAAAUUUUAAAAGAAUCGUUAUUAUAUAAUCUUCAAUUUUACAUAUUACAUAUAUUACUCAUAAACUGAUAUAACCUUAUGAGCAAAGUUAAAUGCCAACGUCCAGGGCAGCCCCAGGUCCCAGCACAGGGAGUCAGCCCUGCCUGAAAAGGACUGCAGACAAUCAUUCAUUCAGGCCUCAUUCAGCCGCACCUAUGGUCGCAUCUCCUGUCACUCAGGGGGCAAGGGGGCGGGACCUGGAGCCCUACCCAAUCAGCGGCGCCGUUGUCGAGCCUGUCCAAUCAGGGGCGCAGCCGAAAAAGGGGGCGCACUUCUUGAGUUCUGGGCUGGGUUUUUCCUCUCCCAGGUGCGCUUCCCUGCUUGAUCUGUGUUUCUGCUCUUUCUCCUUCAUUCCGCAGCCUCCUUUGCCCUGUGACCUGCCAGGUACUGGAAGGUCCCUAGAGAGGAUACCGGGACGCUCCUGAAGCCGCGAGAUGAGCCACCAUCACUCAUGUUCUUGAAUGGGAACUGCCUGGAAAGCCUGAAGAAGGAGGAGCCUGAAGGAGGAAGGAGGAGGCUGCGCCAUCCCGGGAACAUGGGCUGGAUGAGGCCAAGCCAGGAGAUGACACCACUGAAUAGAAGUCACUAUUCAGGAUUUGGGCUUUUCUGUGGAGAUCCUGGCCCCGAGAUCGAACCCUUCUCCCUGCAGGUAUCGCCGCAGGAGAUGGUGCUGGAGAUCCACCGGGUGUUCAUGGACCAUGAAUACCCAUGUCCCCGCCUCACUUCUCACUGCACCCGGGUGGCAGCACACUGGACCACCUCUCAGAGCUGCGCAGCAUGGCGGGCCUGCAGGCGGGCUUGGUGCUCCACAUGGUGGAAGAGCCCUGCACAGUGCACGAGGCCCGAGGUGACGAGUGCCACAUCUGAGACUGCUCAGGAGCCUGGAUCCAGCUGAUGCAGCUCCUUGUCCUUCCUGAGCGUCUUCACUGACAGUGGCCUGGGAGGUGCAGAGGCAUUGGGGCCAGAGAUUGGGCAGGGGGCAGAGGGGCAGAAGCAAGGAGGUCAGAGGCUGAUGAAGGGGGCUCAAGGCCAGGCCUUUCCACCUGGAGGAGCCUGGGCCUGAGGAACCCAAACCAGGGCCACAGUUAGAGGUAGCUGGCCCUGGGUGCUCGUGUGCCGACCACCAGCCUCGGGUCCCACAGACGGCAGGAGCAGAAAGGCUUGGAGAUGGACCCCACCGACUGCACACCACCCAAGCACAUCCUGCUCGGAAACCUGGAACAGCCACUGUGUGCCCUGCAGCCCCAGAACGGUGACUAAAAGUCCCUGAAAGUGCUCGCCUUGAGCGGCUGGCACCUGUCCCCUGGGAACUGCAAGAGACUCCAGGUCUCCCUCUAGGGAGCUGUGAGCCAGCUCUGGCGAGAGCAGCCCUGGCAGCGGCGCCCAUGUGCUUCUGACUCGCCUUUCGGGGCAGCAUCUCAGGGCCAGGAAAACCCGGAGCAGGUGUGCAGCUGGAUGGCCCCUGUGACGGAGCACACUGUGGACUGCACGUGUGGAGAGGCGCCUGCACCUCGAGGCUGGGCUGUGAGGAGCACAUUCCUGCACAGGGGCCUGUGACCUGGCCCGGUCCUCACUGGGAACCCCCUUCCUUCCUGGGUGCCAGCCCCAGUACUGGAACGUGGAGCUGCAGAUGAUGAGGGACCUGCCCUACAGGAACCAACCUGAGCAGCUGCUUCAAGAAAAAGCCAUGUUCAAGGUUCUGAAGCCCCUGGUGAAUGAGUGACAGCCUCACAGCCUCAGGCCCACCUGUCUCCUGCUGGAAUGUUUCUUGUGUACAGCAGGGACGUGAGGGAAACUGGCCUCCCCCAUCUUGGUGAGCUGGGCCAGGUGGAUGUAGCCUGAGGCUUUUGUGGGCAUGGCCUCUCGCCCUCCCAGCCUUGGUCCCUCCCAGGUACCCAGCAACUUCAGAGUGGCAGCCACAUGGGGCGUCGGUCAGGGAGGCAUGGUCAUGGCCAUCAGCCCCAGUGAGGAGACCACGCUGCAGAUGUUCACGUGGAGCCGCGUCAUCUUCAGCCUGGGCUUUGUUGUUAGUGGCCACUACAAGGACUUUGCUGGGGACGUAGCAGCCUCCAUAGCGUUCACCAAUGACCUGAACGGUUAGCACUGGCACAAUGCAGUGGACAUGGAGGGUCUGUACACAGCUGGACACGGCAGAGGUGGAUGACCGCGGCUACUGGGUCAGGUUCCAGUCCUCACCCCUGGCAUCCUGGAGUGGGACCAGGAGCAGAGUGUCAUCUGUGGCUCCACUGACUUUGCAAGACAAUGGUGUGGCCCCCGUGUUGCCUGGAUCUGCUGGAGCAUGAGUUGACUGCUCAAGACCCUGCGCCACUGCACGCUCAACCACUGUGACGCGGAGGCGGAGCUCUUCUUGGUUGAGGGCAAGGGCAUCACCGGCAACGACAGGUGCCACUAUAGUCUCUACCUGCUGAGCCCACUGCCCCGACCUCAGCUCCCUGCCUGUGCCCCACAAGGAGCUGCCAGAGGAGUGCUCCCAUGCCAGCUUCCCCUGCACCCAUAGGCAUAGGUUCUGUCACCUGUGCCAGGAGCUGGUGGAUGCCUUCGUGGAGCAUAGUUGAGGAGCAGCCCUUUGAGGCUGGGGCUACAGCCAGCUGCACCCUGCUGCAGGCAAUGGGCAGCCCGGGUUGUUCUAGGGCUGGGUCGUUGAAGAGAGAAGCUCUGGACAGUGAAGAAGAGCUUGUUCUGGCCACACUCACUAGAGCCCCUUUCCCAUCCCCCACCCACCUGCUAUCAGGCUCCCAGAUGCAGAAUCUGGAGCUUUGUGUUGGUUGUAAGUUAGUGAGCAGUGAAACCAGCGACCCAGCUGAGCUGUGCUGUUCUCCUAAGGAGGGUUUGGAAGUUGCUGGGUGGGUUGUGAAGGUCACAGUCCCUGAGUGUUAGUGCUGCUGGUUUUUAGUGCUUAGGAGUUGACCAUGUUAAAUUUCCCACACCACAAGUAACUCUUUUCCGGAAGCCAGUGGCAUUCCCGUCUCUGUUGACAGUCCUGGUCUGAAUGUGGACCCCUUCUCCUCCACCUCCAUACUCUGGCUGUCUUCUUCCUGUCUGGGGGGAUCUGGCAGCCACCACCUUGUUGCUUGGGUUUGUGAGAGCAAAGCUGAGUUCCAGUCGGGCUUGCAGCAGAAGGAAUCUGAUGCCAUCUAUAAGGCCCAGGUGGUCUGUGGCAGGGCCGGCGGGUUGAGAUGCGCCUGUAGGUUGUGGACAGCUAGUCCUUUCCUGCUUCUGCUCUCUCCCCUGUUUUUGGGUGAGAACCACGAGAAGCAAAGCUCUGAGAACCUCAAGUGCCCGGCCCAGCAGGCUGUGGCCCAGCAGCACACCGUGAAUGGGAUAUACCGGUGGGCUGCAGCGCCAGCAUCCUGCCCCUCCAGGUAUAUCCCUGGGUGGAGCUGGGCCCCUACUCGGCCUGGGUAGGAUGAGCCUCACUCACAGUUCAUCCCCCCACGGCCCCUCAGUUCACAGCCCCCAGCAUGGCCAGCGUCUUGGAGCAGCUCCAGGUCAUCAGUGACAUCCUCUUCAUUCUUCUCAGCUGAGGCCCCUCCAUGGCUCCCUACUUAGAAGUUGGCCUUUAGUUUUGUAAGAUAUGUAAUAGGCUGACAUGGCUCAAAAUUGAAAAGUAUAGCCAGUGAUGAGAAGUUCUUUGUGAAUCCUUCCAGAAAUACUCCAUGUGAUCUUUUUCCCCCUCUUUUUUUUCUUUGGAAUUGUGGCAUGCCAUGGAUGAAGGUUAUUAUUGUUUACUUCAUUUAACAAUGUAUCUUGGUGAUCUUGCAUUUCAGUUCCUAAGGAGUGGCUUUAUUCCUUCCCCGGCUGCCUCUGGUUCCAGUGCAAAGUGUGCCUUAGGAGCAGGCCCUAAGGACUCCCGCGGUGCUGUCACAAGCAGUGCUGCCUUUGGGAGCCCCUAACCUCCUGCCUUUUCUCCCCUCAGUGUGGGAAAGGGGUUUGGUCAGCCAGGGGUGUCAGCAACCCUGUCCCAUGCCCACUGUCUACAUCUAAUCUGGUGGCAGGGAGGCCACAGAGUACAGCGACUGGAACUGGGUGUGAGGGUGAGAGGCAGCCGGGCCCCAGGCCAAGUCAAGUGCAUGGAAUCCUGACUGUCAGCAAUCAGGGAUCUUUCUGCUUUUGGGAGGGAAGUACUUGUUACACGCGUCUCACUGAAUAUGGCACAGAGCUUGAUCUGUCCCAAGUGGGAGUUUAACCAGCCUAGAGGGGAGCCCAGGGCCCUGGCCCAGUCUGACACCUACCUCCUCUCCCACCUUCUACUCCCCCAGAAGACUAGGAGAAUCUGAAAGCAGAGGUGGUGCAGCACCACUAGUUCCAGGAGUCCAGAAAAACAGGGAAAGGGCAUUCUGGGAGGUCGAGGUAGGUGGAUCACUUGAGCUCAAGAGUUGGAGACCAGCCUAGGAAACAUGACGAAACCCCAUUUACAAAAAGCAAAAAUUAGCCUGCUGUGGUGGCGCGACCUGUAGUCCCAGCUACUCAGUCGGCUGAGGUGGGGGGAUCGCUUGGGCCUGAGAGGUCCAGGCUGCAGUGAGCCAUGAUUGUGCCACUGCACUCCAGCCUGGGUGAUAGAAUGAGAUCCUGCCUCAAAAAAAACACAAAAAAAACAGCUAGGGCUGGGGACCCUAUGGCCACUGAGUCUGAGCCAGCGGGGCCAGAGGAACUGAGCUCCCAGCCCUGUGGCUGCCAAGGAUCCUUUUUCCUCGAGCUUGCAGGGAUCGAGAGAGAGAGAUAGUCGGGGACCCUGAUGUUAGAGAUGCAGACUCCAGGAGAAGGGGGCAUGCUCGCAGGUUAGAGGAAGUGAGCCCCUUUUCCGUGUUCCACCCCCACCAUCCUCCUGGGACCCCAGCCUGCAUGCCCCCCUAAAAGAUUCUUUUGCACUGAUUCAGUGAAUAUACGAUGCAAAGGCCUAAUUGAAGACCUGUGAAUGGCAUGUACGGUCCUCAGUUCCCAGCUGUGGGGCCCCUCAGGCUCCCCAUAUUCCCCUCAGCCUCCCCAUCUUACAUCAGGGGUGUGGAGUGUGUCCAUGGCCACGAGUAUUGAUCUCUCCCUCCCAGCCUGUACAUCACCCUGAGGCAGUUCAGAGUGGAUGACAUGCAGAUGGGUUUCCUCAGCUCAUUUGCAUGGUUGAUGUUAUGGCUGCUGCUUUUACUGCCACAACUCCCAGGCCCAACCUGGCUUAAUGUCUAAGUUUUAAGCCAAAAAGGAUGGGGAGCCAGAGCUUUGUGGCAGGGCUGGGGGCUGGGGUGCACUUUAGUUUUGUGGCAGGAUGAAGGCUGCAGUGGUUUUAUUCGUCAUGAUUGGCCUGGCCAUAGCUCCAGGCUGAGAGGGACAGGUUUGUCAGUGGUGGUCCCCCAGAUGUCCCUGUGCCCAGCCCUGGCCUGUCUGCCCUCAGGCCCAGCAGGAGGUGCUGCCACAGCCUCUGACUGGCCUCCCUACUCCCUGUAUCCCAGAUGGACAGAACCUUGGGAUCUACAGUUGGAAUGUAUCAUUCUCCCCAUUUUAACUCAAGCUGCCUGACACAGGGAGGGUGGGGUUGGUAAGGAGCGUGGGGAACCAGAGUUGACAUGGAUCCUGGGGAAAGGUUACAGACACAGGAGGGCUUGUCACCGCUCUGUGGAGCCCCGCUGCUUCCCACACAGCACCUUCUGCAGAGACUAGCUCUGAGGGUGGCAGGGGACCCCACGGGCCAUGGCUGCUGCCUCUCUGCCCCUGUCUGUGCCUGCUGUGGGAGCCUGGACUGGGGGAGGACAUUGCUGCCCUGUGAGCCUGAGGGAGGCUCUCUGGCUGUGACCACUACAUGGGGCUUUGCAGAGAGCUGCUUAUGGAUAUGGUGUCACCAGACACCUUGUUUCAGAGGGAGUGGGCAUCAGCUAGCAAGUGAAGCACCCCCACAACUUCUCAGGAACUGUUUCUCAUUUUUAAACCAUCAUGUCUUCAUUUCACAUUGGAAUAAAGUGAGGUUUUG
Molecule: messenger RNA, 6901 nt
Organism: Cercocebus atys (sooty mangabey)
Lineage: Eukaryota; Metazoa; Chordata; Mammalia; Primates; Cercopithecidae
Product: putative protein CLUHP3
Exons: 7
Coding region: 1376-1819 (147 amino acids)
Source: RefSeq, a predicted model, not a curated record